This is a messenger RNA of Phlebotomus papatasi, 1375 nucleotides long. RefSeq lists its product as uncharacterized. The transcript has 2 exons. The record is from RefSeq and is a predicted model, not a curated record. Lineage: Eukaryota; Metazoa; Arthropoda; Insecta; Diptera; Psychodidae. Bases 408 to 1196 code for a protein of 262 amino acids.
GACCUUCCUUGGUUAAGACUUUGACGUUAAUGUUAUGCGUCUUGUGAAAUAAAAAAUAGUUAUUUUCUUAAUUUUUGGAAUAUAAAGCUCAUAAAGGAAAAGUGAAAGUGAAGUUAAAUUAUCAAACUCCAUCCAAUUCAUUAAAGCGACAUGAGCAUCAAGUUACCUGCUGGUCAGAAUCACUAAAAACGCUAAAUCCGCUAAAUCUCCGGCUAGCCCGGAGUUAGAGAUAAAAUUGUUCAGGACGAGGAACAACUCAAAAUCACGCAGAGAAACUCAAAAUUUAACACAGAUCAAGCCAUAUCCUUGAGCAAUCAGAAAUCAAUAAGGACCAACCUUGCGGCCCGGAAGGUUCUAGGAAUUCCCAUACGUCCUUUGAAGCUCUUAAAGAAAGUGCCGGAAGAAACAUGAGAGGAAAAAGGGCAUGGAGUACGAGUAUGCAAAGGGAUCUCAUGAGAUUUUACAAAAAAAAUCCAGAACUAUGGAAUACCAAACAUCCUGAUUACAACGUAAAAGAGAAAAGAGAUGUGAUUUUGCAAAAGCUCAAACAAGAAUUAUGCAAAAAAUAUUCGGCAAAUACAGAACUCUUUGAUGAAAACAAAAUAAUUAUAAAAUAUCUGUCUAUGAAGGCAUAUUACAGAGCACAAGUUAAAGCGAGCAGGGAAGGGGGACGCUGUCCUCCAUAUAUAUUCUUUAAAGAUUUUGCGAACUUUGACAAGAUUAUAGCACAAACUAAGGUGGAAGAACCGGAAGAACCAGUAAUACCCCAAAAUUCUCCCAAACCUGAAGACUUGCUGUCAAUCAAAUUAUCCGAAAGCACCGGAGAACUCUAUGACCCUGACACCAAAGUGCUAAUACAUAUUUCAAGCGACGAUGAGAACUUUGCUCCUCCAGUCGCUGAAUCUCCGAAGCCUUCCCAACCUUCACCAAAUCCAGUGCCAGCGAAGCGAUAUAGAACUGCCCAAUCAACGUACAUAGAAACUUCUAUUAAUCCGUCGUGUUCAUCGAGCACUCCCGUGCUUCCGGAAUCCUCCGGAGAAACGAAAGCCAGCACUGCAGGCAUUCCAGAUGAUGCCAGGAAGCUUGAGAAUCAGAAAUUUUGUGAUUUUCUCGCGAGCCGAAUGAAUGACAUGCCCAAGGAAAGUUCACGGGACUUCCAAUUCAAAAUCCUAAUGCUUCUGAACCAGGAUUACUAAAAACACGAAAGGACGCCAGGAUCAUCAUUCUACCCAUUCUACCUACCAAGAUUUUUUUUACAAAUAAUAAUAUCAUGAAUUGAAUUUUGAAGAGUUAAAUAAAAAAAAAAUGAUUAUUAUUUAAGUUCUGAUUAUAAAAAUAAUGUAAGAUUAAAAAAAAUACAAAAGCUUUUGAUUCA